AUGCAGCCACUCAAACUCUGUUCAUAUGCGCCACCACCCAUUCGGCGGCUGCUUGCUAAACGGCAUAUCACAAAAGUCGCAACACCACCACCACCAACUUGUGACACAGUUGAGGAGAUCGAUGACCGCGUAACUAUCGACCAGUUCCGGCGCAUUGUCGCAGCUACCGAGAAUCGGAUAAGGCCUGUUCUGUUUCGCCGACAGAUUGUGGGAGAUGUGCUUGCAGGAUCCAGCGAUCCUGUCAAACCCCCGAUUCACCUUCCAGCAAUACAAAAAUGGUUCGAAGGUGAAGUCCGACCGAGGGGGGACAUAUUAUCCCUGUAUUUCAAGCAAUACUCUCCCUGCAUUGUCCCCUAUGAAUUUAUUGGCAGCGAAGGAGACACUCCAAGCGUUGUCGAUGAUAGCGUAGUGGCGUUCACAGCCUGGUUGGAAAGCACAUACAACCCCAACAACCCCACUACCCGGGAUCUGUUGUUGCGUUACGGCAUUGCAGGGCUAUACCAUGCGUCAUCAGGGUUCUCCCGCUUCGAUGCGCCCCUAGCUCUCUUUAACGCAGUCGUGCAAUAUAACGCCCUAGAGCCGCCGACAGCCCCCAUAUCCCGGCUUUACAUCGCUCAAGCAACCCUCUCAGACCUGCCCGAGGCCCUCCAACACGAUGUCCCCACGCCCGAGGUCCUCGCAGCCCCCGCCACGGGCGAAGUCCGCCUCACAGCCGACAUCUACAGCAGCAGCCUCUGGCUCGGCCUCGAGCCAACCUUCACGCCCUGGCACCGCGACCCCAACGACAACCUCUUCUGCCAACUCCGCGGUUCCAAAACCGUCCGCCUCCUCCCCCCCGAGCCAGGCCUCCGGCUCUUCAAGAACGUGAUGGCCGCCCUCGGCAAACAGGGCGCCAGCCCCAACAUCCGGGCCGCCGAGAUGAUGGAGCGCGCCGAGCGGCGGGCCUGGCGGGACGCGGUCUGGGGCGCGCACGCAUCCCCGUUGCUGCUCGAGGCGGUAGUGGGCCCCGGCGACGCGCUGGUCAUCCCCAGGGGGUAUUGGCACAGCGUCAAGAGCACGGCCGACGAGGCGGGGGCGCUGAAUGCGUCCGUGAAUUGGUGGUACCGGUGGAGGCGUCCGUCGUUGUCGGGUGCCGCUCCCGUUCGGUCCAGUGGCGGGCCGGCUCGUGGAAAGAAAGCGGCUGAGUCUGAGUCUGCGUCUGCAGGGGGUAAAGCUACAACUUCGGCACGCAAUGUCAGAGAAUUGCCUACUACGGCGCUGGCUCCCUCCACCCAACAGAGGGCGGCUAGUGUCAACAACCCCAGCCACUAUGUUCUUAGUCUGUUUCCGGUCUGA
Messenger RNA from Chaetomium globosum CBS 148.51, 1335 nucleotides. RefSeq lists its product as uncharacterized. The transcript is spliced from 2 exons. The record is from RefSeq and is a predicted model, not a curated record. Lineage: Eukaryota; Fungi; Ascomycota; Sordariomycetes; Sordariales; Chaetomiaceae. Gene Ontology annotation, molecular function: 2-oxoglutarate-dependent dioxygenase activity. Bases 1 to 1335 code for a protein of 444 amino acids.